This is a messenger RNA of Caenorhabditis angaria, 798 nucleotides long. Lineage: Eukaryota; Metazoa; Nematoda; Chromadorea; Rhabditida; Rhabditidae. The record is from the annotation of a GenBank genome assembly.
AUGCCUGAAACAAGAAGUCCAAGUCCAGCUGAAGAAUAUGAAAAAGAUGUAGGUUUCUUUUUCUCAAAAACUUUUUAUCUCAUCCAAAAUAUCCCAAUUUUCAGGCCAAAAGCGUCCAACAACGAUCAUUCACAAGUUCUGAAGCUGAAAAGAUUGGAGCAGAGCUCAAAAAUUUUUCUGAAAAACCUGGGAAACUUCAGGAAAUGUGUGGACCAUUGACAGAUAAAAAUGGAACGGUUGAAGAAUCGUUGGAUCCGAAAAAAGAUCGAAAAAUUGAACGAGAAAAUAAGAAAGGAAUAAAUGAGGAUGAUGUGGAAUUUGAGAGAGAAGAAAAUCCGAAGGAAGAGGGGGAGACAGAAGAGGGAUCUGAUGUAAGUUUGGAACAUUUUGAAAAAUAGCUAGAUUUUCAGUAAAACACAUUUUUCCAGCCAGAUGCUCCAAGUUCAAGCACAGCUCAACCACAAGCUAAUAAUUUUUCUAAUUUGGUAAAUUUAUAUUCAAAUAAGCCAUCAACGAUAAUUAUUUUUACAGUUAAAUAAUCGAGAACUCGAAUUAAAUCCAUCAACACUUCCAAGUGAAUCAAGUCGCGUGGAAAUAGCAGAGUUAGUUUCGAAAUAUUUCAAAUUGAAAUAUUCAAUAAUAUUUUUUUACAGUGAUGCAGACACACAACACGCAAAAUGUUCUUUUUGUCACUUUUUAUUGAAUUUAUGUCAUUGUGUGAAGAAAACAGUAGAAAUAACAAAUAAAUUAAGUCGGUCGAAUUCUAUACAUCCAGGAACGGAAGAAUCCGAAGUGUAG